Molecule: messenger RNA, 628 nt
Organism: Heterocephalus glaber (naked mole-rat)
Lineage: Eukaryota; Metazoa; Chordata; Mammalia; Rodentia; Bathyergidae
Gene: Cmc4
Product: C-X9-C motif containing 4
Cellular component (GO): mitochondrial intermembrane space
Source: RefSeq, a predicted model, not a curated record
CUGGAUCACUUCCGGUUGCCGGCCCGCGUCUAGCAACUUCGGUUCUGGUGACCUCGGCCCGGGCUGCCCCUCGGCUUGCCCCGGGCUCCUGUCGCGAUCUGGCUCGAGCGGCUCGGGGUGGGAGGCCUGGAAGCGUUAGCCUAGCUGUUCUCGAGGCGGAGUAAUUAGCCCAAGAAACAUUAUAUUCAUAUUUCUGGAUAUGCCACAAAAGGAUCCGUGCCAGAAACAAGCCUGUGAAAUACAGAAAUGUUUACAAGCCAACAAUUACAUGGAAUCAAAGUGUCAGGCUGUCAUUCAAGAACUGCGUAAGUGUUGUGCUCGAUAUCCCAAGGGAAGAUCUCCUGUCUGUUCAGGAUUUGAAAAAGAAGAGGAAGAAAAGCUUGCAUUGAAGUCUGCAUCAAAGUAAAGUUCUGCUGAGAAGUUAAAUGCUUCUUAAUUUCCACCAAGAACACUUCGUUUAUCCUGACUUCUUUCAGGUCAGGUAGCAGCAAAUGGCAAAUGAAAAAAUCAACUACAAGAGUUAAUGAAUAUGCCAUCUAUGCAGAAUAGACAGAAACAGAAAUGUAUUUAAAAGAAAAAUAUGUAGAAUGUAAAAAUUGAGCUGCUAAAAUAAAGCUGUUUAAGUGAA